This is a messenger RNA of Penicillium canariense, 1332 nucleotides long. Its product is annotated as adaptin-binding domain-containing protein. The record is from RefSeq and is a predicted model, not a curated record. Bases 1 to 1332 code for a protein of 443 amino acids. Gene Ontology annotation, molecular function: protein-macromolecule adaptor activity. Gene Ontology annotation, biological process: vesicle-mediated transport. The transcript is spliced from 3 exons. Lineage: Eukaryota; Fungi; Ascomycota; Eurotiomycetes; Eurotiales; Aspergillaceae.
AUGACCUCCACAUCCUCCGCCGCAACGCCCGCGGACCCCUCCAAGCAGGCAGCCAAACACAUCGCCAACCCACGGCGCCUACUCAUUCUCACCCCAACCUCGCAAUCGCUCUUCAUCAUCCCGCCUUUCCUCCACUCUCUCACUGGCGUACCCGUCGUCGACCCUCCACAGCACGAGACCACUCCAGAUCCUCAAUCCCAAACCCCGCCAACCACCUCCCAUAACCCCCCUUCACCACUCGCCGCGCCAGCGCCCAUAACCACAACCUCGUUCGCCGGGUAUACCACGCAUAGCCCGCUCCGUCUAGAUACGAAAUACUACUCCGCGGAGGUCCCAGUAUGGGUUGACGAGAUACCACUCUCAACCAAGACAUCCCAAGCUACAGCAGACACACCUAGCCAGGGCCAAUGGUGCACAGAGUUCCUCGGCGAGGAAGCAGAGAUCGUGCGCGAUGCCGUGGGCGCUCUAGUCGUCUGCGUGCGUAAUCCGGAGCAGACCGCUGCCCCCGGCGCACAGGCAGACGACCCCGCGCAGCGCGCUGACGUUUGCGUGGUGCGGGAUCUGCUGCGCGAUAUCGGGGCUGUCAAGAGCUGCAUUGAUGAGGAGCGGGGUGGGAUGAGCGAUGUGCCUGGAGUGUUCGUUUUGGUGGGUAGUCGCAAUGAUGCUGCGCGGGCAGCUGCACCAUCUACGUCGCAGGAGGAGGACGCGGGAUUAGACUUGGGCGUUGACGAUGCGGAUUUGGGAGACAGUGCUGGGGAUGUGCCGUUCUCGGUGGGUUGGUGGGAGGACCAGUUGUUUGAUAUGGGUCUAUUUGGGUGGGAGGUAGUUGAGUGGGAUCCGACGGAGCAGGGUGCUGAGAAGACGCGGAAUAAGUUUGGAGAUGAUCUGUUGUUUGGUGGGGAACUCAUUCGAGAAACAGAAUACGAAGGCAUGCCGCGCAUCCAAGAAGUCCUGGAGACGCACGACUGGAGCGCAUCCAGUGGGUUGCAUGAUGCCGACGACGCAGGCCUCGAUUUUAGUGACGAUCUUGAGGAAGAGCUUCUUGGAUUCGGCAGGUCGUCGCACACGCGCGGCUUCGGGCACGAGGUUCAAGAACUUGAGCGCGAGAUGCUUGGUCUGCGCAUGGCUAUUGAGCGCGGUGGUGGUGACGGCGAUGAGAGUAACGGCGAGGAGAGUGGCGGGGAUGAAGGAGACGAGGAGCUCAAAGUUGAGUCUAUUGAGACGCUCAUGAUGCGGAUGCAGGCCGUACGAGAUAUGGGCUCGGACCUACCCGAGGGGGAACGCAGGAAGUUUGCUGCAAAGGCCGUGUCGGAUAUUAUGCGGGAAUUAUAG